CUGUCCCCAAACGCGAAGCCUAACACAAUACGCGCGGUGACUGGCCAUCGAAUACCAGCUACCUUCAACGCCAACCUGCCUACCUUCAAGAAUUGUUUAUUUAAUUUAAUGGGCAGUAAGAAUGACGUCCAAAUGGGGCGAAACGGGCAUCCUGCGCAAGAAAAAAACCAAGGAGAAUUUUGACGACCUGCUGGUGUUCGGGUAUGCGUGCAAGCUGUUCCGAGACGACGAGCGUGCGCUCUACAUUGACCAAGGCAAACAUUUGAUACCAUGGAUGGGCGACGAACGACUCAAAAUAGACCGCUAUGAUGGACGUGGGGCUUUGUCCGAUUUAUCAAGCUGUGAAGCGUCUCGUGAGGGCUAUGAUGCUACAAGAUGGUUGGGUCGCAGUGAAGCUGAAAGGAAACUUGAGCAGCUGUGUGAUGAAGAACGUUAUUAUUCAUUACACAGUAAUGAAGAGGAAGAAAACGUGUAUAAAGAGGAGGAAUUAAAAAGACAGAAAGCAAAUGAAUUUCAAUAUAAUUAUGAUGCCGCGGCCGAGUCAGAGGAAAGUAACAAUCCUGUAGUGUCUACCUGUGAGGAAGAAGACAAAGAAUUCAUUCCACCAAAAGGAUUGGAUGUGCCUGUGGAUAUAGUGAUUCCGAAAACAGUGAAAGAAAACGCGCGCAUUGAGAAAACCGCGCAGUUUGUGUCCCGGCAAGGCCCACAGAUGGAGAUAUUGAUAAAAGCAAAGCAGAGUAACAAUCCACAGUUUGCUUUUAUGAAUAAAGAUGAUCCACUGCAGAAAUACUACCGACAUUUGUUAAAUUCCAUUAAAUCCGGACAGUAUAAACCGCAAGAAGAGGGAACAUUAGAAGAAAAUGGCGACGAUAAUACAGCAAGUGCGAGCGUAAAUGCUGGCGAGAGCGAUCAUUAUUUGCAUCCGUUGCUAGCGACGACCGUCACGAGCUUGCCCGCGGCCCAAACGGUGAACGCCAUGGCGCCGCCGGCGCCCGCGCUGCAGUACAAACCGACGGCGGAUUGUGCGUACACGCAGCUGGUUUCACGUAUCAAGGGGUCCGUGGAGAAACACGAUGAGACGGCGCCAUCCACGCAGAAGCAGGAGCAGGAAAUGUCGGAUAACUACAACCAGUAUUAUGAAUCGCAGUACUACCAGUUCUAUCAUCAGAUCGCUCAACAGUAUGCUACACAGGGAAAUUGUGAUAUUAAUGUAAUUCUUCAAAACAUUCAUUUGCAAGAGCAAAUACAACAGCAAGCUGUCCAAUAUGCGCAAGCAGCUUGCGCUCAAUACACCACAACUGUAAAAACCACUGGAGACGAACCAAAACCCGAGCCCGAACCGAAAGUGGAACCAAAAGAACAAAAGUUCAGUUUGGUGCAUUACAGUAGUGAUUCGGACGAUCAACUGGACGAGGAUGAAUCCCAAACGGAUGAAAGAACGUUUAUCAUCCCGCCGAAAGAUGUUGCCUUGAUUGUGGACAAAAUGGCGACGUACGUCGAAAAUGGCCCUUCUUUCGAGCAAAGCGUCAAGGAGAAGGGUGAUCCACGCUUUGACUUCCUGCAUGAUUCUCACAAAUACAACAAGUACUAUCAGUACAAAGUCAAUGAAUUCAGGUCGAAAUCAAGCAAUAUCUCACAAUCUCAAUCCACACAACCUAAGCCAACACCUCCGACUGCUGUGAGUUUCUCAAUAAAAAAACCUAAAGAGGAACCACAGAAAGACAUAAAAAGCGCCCUGCCGCUUGAGGAGAGCGACGAAGAAGGCGCAACGUCCAAGGACUCAGGUAGUAAGGUGCCUUCAAAGGUACAGCUGGUACCGAAAGUGGAGAACUCCACUGGCAAAACGUCCACAGAUAGCGCUCCUGUAACAAAUGGUAAGGUAUUAAGUGCAGAUUCGAUCAUAGAUAUGAUUGAUCUCACCGAGGAGGCUCUCGUAGAAAAGAAUGGCUUGACUCGCUUCGCCGAGGAACGCAUCAAAGACAGACUGGCAUCAGCUGUGCGCGGACGUGCGCUGCAAGCGGAACGUCGCAAACGCGCCGCGCUGUUCCUCAAAAUGCAAUCGGAGCGCAAAGCUGAUGAUAAAGAUGAGCGUUCCCGAACUGACGAUGCAACAACGCCCAGUGAAUCCGAUCCGGAAGAGGGCGAGAUUAAGACUAAACCGAAAGAACGCGAAAAACGAAGUAAAUCGAAACAUAAAAGUUCUAGAUCAUCUAAGCAUCGCAGUAGUUAUUCUGAUUCGAAAUCGAGGCAUCGCAAGCUGAAAAAGCGAAGAUACUCACCGCAAUCGUCUUCGAGCUCAUCGUCGAACUCCGAUUAAGUUUUCCCCUUUGUUUCUUUUCUACAAGCAAGAUGUACUAAACUAAUUGAUUGAAAUAAAUUCGACCAAACAUUUGA
Messenger RNA from Dalotia coriaria, 2394 nucleotides. RefSeq names its product suppressor of white-apricot (gene su(w[a])). The record is from RefSeq and is a predicted model, not a curated record. Gene Ontology annotation, biological process: mRNA 5'-splice site recognition; RNA processing. NCBI's taxonomy places the organism in Eukaryota, Metazoa, Arthropoda, Insecta, Coleoptera, Staphylinidae. Gene Ontology annotation, molecular function: RNA binding.